AUGAUUGAAGGAGCUAAAAAUGAUCCCCCAUUUCAACUCAAACUUCCUCCAAAGGCAGCUAGACCUGAAAAAGAAGUUGACCCAGAAUAUGAAGAGAAGAUGAAAGCAGAUCGAGCAAAAAGGUUUGAAUUCCUCCUGAAGCAGACAGAACUUUUUGCGCACUUCAUUCAGCCUGCAGCACAGAAAUCACCAACAUCUCCAUUGAAAGUCAAGCUGGGACGGCCACGGAUGAAGAAAGAUGAAAAACAGAGUUUGAUUUCAGCUGGGGAUUAUCGUCACAGGCGCACAGAACAAGAAGAAGAUGAAGAGCUUUUGUCAGAGUCUCGAAAAACUUCUAAUGUGUGUAUUCGAUUUGAGGAGUCUCCUUCAUAUGUGAAAGGAGGAACACUAAGAGAUUAUCAGGUUAGAGGUUUGAACUGGAUGAUCUCAUUGUAUGAAAAUGGUGUUAAUGGCAUUCUGGCAGAUGAAAUGGGUCUUGGUAAGACUCUGCAAACAAUAGCAUUAUUAGGCUAUCUGAAGCAUUACCGAAACAUUCCUGGGCCACACAUGGUCCUGGUUCCAAAAUCAACUUUGCACAAUUGGAUGAAUGAAUUCAAACGCUGGGUUCCAUCAUUACGUGCUGUUUGCCUUAUUGGAGAUAAAGAUGCCAGAGCUGCUUUUAUCCGUGAUGUUAUGAUGCCUGGUGAAUGGGAUGUUUGUGUUACAUCAUAUGAAAUGGUAAUUAAAGAGAAAUCAGUCUUCAAAAAAUUUAACUGGAGGUACCUGGUAAUUGAUGAAGCCCACAGAAUAAAGAAUGAGAAGUCUAAGCUGUCAGAGAUUGUACGUGAGUUCAAGACAACAAAUCGAUUGCUGCUUACAGGAACUCCUUUACAGAAUAACCUCCAUGAGUUGUGGGCAUUACUCAAUUUUCUUUUACCUGAUGUCUUCAAUUCUGCAGAUGAUUUUGACUCAUGGUUCGACACUAAAAAUUGUCUUGGUGAUCAGAAACUUGUAGAAAGACUUCAUGCUGUUUUGAAGCCAUUUUUACUACGUCGCAUAAAAGCUGAAGUAGAAAAGAGUUUGCCUCCAAAGAAGGAAGUAAAAAUUUAUCUUGGGCUCAGCAAAAUGCAGAGGGAAUGGUAUACAAGGAUCCUGAUGAAAGAUAUUGAUAUCCUGAAUUCAGCUGGGAAAAUGGAUAAGAUGCGUCUGCUGAAUAUUCUGAUGCAGCUGCGGAAAUGCUGUAACCAUCCUUAUCUAUUUGAUGGUGCUGAGCCGGGCCCUCCUUACACCACUGACACACAUCUCAUCACUAACAGUGGUAAAAUGUUAGUUCUGGAUAAACUGCUAGCAAAACUCAGAGAGCAAGGUUCCAGAGUUCUACUUUUUAGUCAGAUGACUCGCUUACUGGAUAUUUUGGAAGACUACUGCAUGUGGCGUGGAUAUGAGUACUGCCGACUUGAUGGACAGACACCACAUGAAGAAAGAGAGGAAGCAAUAGACACAUUUAAUGCUCCCAACAGCAGCAAAUUCAUUUUCAUGCUGAGUACCAGAGCUGGAGGUCUUGGAAUUAAUUUAGCAACUGCUGAUGUGGUUAUUCUCUAUGAUUCAGACUGGAACCCUCAAGUAGAUCUGCAAGCCAUGGAUCGUGCGCAUCGUAUUGGUCAAAAGAAACCAGUACGGGUGUUUCGACUAAUCACUGAUAAUACUGUUGAAGAGAGGAUUGUAGAAAGAGCUGAAAUAAAACUGAGACUGGACUCUAUAGUUAUACAACAAGGAAGGCUCAUAGACCAACAGUCUAACAAACUGGCAAAAGAUGAAAUGCUGCAGAUGAUCCGUCAUGGAGCCACGCAUGUUUUUGCUUCCAAAGAUAGUGAGCUGACGGAAGAAGAUAUAACCACCAUUUUAGAAAGAGGUGAAAAGAAGACAGCUGAAAUGAAUGAACGUUUGCAGAAAAUGGGGGAGAGCUCCUUACGAAAUUUCACUAUGGACACAGAGAUGAGCUUGUACAACUUUGAAGGUGAAGAUUAUAGAGAAAAACAAAAGCUGAGCAUGAUGGAAUGGAUAGAGCCUCCAAAGCGAGAGCGCAAAGCUAAUUAUGCAGUUGAUGCUUAUUUCAGAGAAGCCCUGCGUGUUAGCGAACCAAAGGUCCCAAAGGCUCCACGACCUCCAAAACAACCAAAUAUUCAGGAUUUCCAGUUUUUCCCACCAAGGUUAUUUGAACUUCUGGAAAAAGAAAUUCUGUAUUAUCGUAAGACUAUAGGAUAUAAGGUCCCCAGGAAUCCUGACCUCCCAAAUGCAGCUCAGGCACAAAAAGAGGAACAAAAGAAGAUAGAUGAGUCUAUGCCUCUGAAUACUGAGGAAACUGAAGAGAAAGAAAAGCUUCUAACACAGGGUUUUACGAACUGGAAUAAAAGAGAUUUUAACCAGUUUAUUAAAGCUAAUGAGAAAUACGGUCGUGAUGAUAUAGACAAUAUUGCCCGUGAGGUGGAGGGAAAGUCACCUGAGGAGGUCAUUGAGUAUUCAGCUGUUUUCUGGGAACGUUGUAAUGAACUACAGGACAUUGAGAGGAUUAUGGCUCAAAUUGAACGAGGAGAGGCAAGAAUUCAACGCAGGAUCAGUAUCAAGAAAGCCCUCGAUGCCAAAAUUGCACGGUAUAAAGCACCUUUUCAUCAGUUGCGUAUACAGUAUGGAACAAACAAAGGGAAAAAUUAUACAGAAGAGGAAGACAGAUUUUUGAUAUGCAUGUUACACAAGAUGGGCUUUGACAAAGAAAACGUGUAUGAGGAACUAAGGCAGUGUGUGCGCAAUGCCCCUCAGUUCAGAUUUGACUGGUUUAUCAAAUCUAGAACUGCAAUGGAGUUUCAGAGACGCUGCAAUACUCUCAUAUCUCUAAUAGAAAAAGAGAAUAUGGAAAUUGAGGAAAAAGAAAGAGCUGAAAAGAAGAAAAGAGGAGCAAAAGUUACAGCAUCACAGAAGAGAAAAGCAGAUCUGGCUACUGAGAGUUCUGGGAAAAAAGAUGCUAAGAAAGUGAAGUCGUGAAGCUGAAAACUGAAUGCUAAAUGUAAAACUGCCACUUUCUUCUCUCCAUCUACAAGUAUUAAUUGCCAACUUCUUUGUAUUCAUGGUACUCUCCCCCUAAUCCCAUGGUUUAAUUUUGCAAAUUUUGUAUACUUUACAAUGUCUGUCUUUACCUAAAAUGUGUAGCUUUAUAUCUUAUGCAUUCCAGUAUUUUUGUGUACUGUAUUUUGUGAGUUUCAUGUAUUCAGCAAAUUCACUCAGUCCUUGUUUUUUUUGAAGCUUGUGCUGAGGUUUUAGCUUUUCUAUGUUUUAUAUGCUGCUGCUUUGAAAGAAAACCUAGAUUCUAUAGCUGUAUUAUUGUUGUUUCAUAUUUUAAAUUUAUAUGGCUGUUGGAAAAUAAACUGACUUAAUUAUUUGAAG
Messenger RNA from Egretta garzetta (little egret), 3417 nucleotides. It is a transcript of the gene SMARCA1, whose product is annotated as SWI/SNF related, matrix associated, actin dependent regulator of chromatin, subfamily a, member 1. Bases 1 to 3018 code for a protein of 1005 amino acids. The transcript is spliced from 24 exons. Lineage: Eukaryota; Metazoa; Chordata; Aves; Pelecaniformes; Ardeidae. Gene Ontology annotation, biological process: nucleosome organization; regulation of transcription by RNA polymerase II. The record is from RefSeq and is a predicted model, not a curated record. Gene Ontology annotation, cellular component: chromatin; nucleus. Gene Ontology annotation, molecular function: ATP-dependent chromatin remodeler activity; ATP binding; histone binding.